Eruca vesicaria subsp. sativa (arugula) is the source of this 875-nucleotide messenger RNA. The record is from the annotation of a GenBank genome assembly. Lineage: Eukaryota; Viridiplantae; Streptophyta; Magnoliopsida; Brassicales; Brassicaceae.
CAAUCGCUCUACAUUCUCUAUACACAUAACAAAAGCUAGAACACUUAUUGUGAGAUAGACCAUGUCAGGCGUUUGGGUGUUCAAAAACGGAGUGAUACGUCUAGUAGAAAACCCAAACCAGUCCGGUGGAGUAACACACGGUCGGAGGAAUGUGUUGGUUUACUUGCCGACAGGUGAAGUAGUCUCUUCUUACUCGUCACUCGAACAGAUCCUAAUGAGUCUCGGAUGGGAGAGAUACUUCAAUGGAGACCCUGAUCUCAUUCAAUACCACAAACGUUCCUCCAUCGACCUCAUCUCAUUACCAAGAGACUUCUCCAAGUUCAACUCCGUCUACAUGUAUGACAUCGUCAUCAAGAACCCUAAUACCUUCCACGUCCGUGAUUUCCACUGAGUUAAUCUACGGAUAAAUUCUCGACCAAUCGGUUUAGUUUGCGUUUGUUUUGUUCCAACCGAGAAGUUCCAGAUAAUAUAUAACUCAAAUGGAAUCUGAAGUAAUCAUGUAAAUUACGUACUGGCCAAAAGAGAAGAUGUGUGCAGCUCUUUGAAUUCGCGAAACAAUGAGAUGGCUAUUGGAGUAUCAUCACUUAGUUUGUGUUUGUUUAUAUGUUAAUAUGUACUUUAUUUUCGGGAUUGGUUUAAUUAUCUGUUCAAGUUUGUUGCAUAUGCAUACGGUUGUAUCUUCAUCUUUGUGAGGCUUGUGUGAACGUUUAAGAGUAGUGUUGUCAAAAGGUGGCACAUUACUUGUAGCCGUCGUUGAUUAGUUUGUUUUGUAGCUUUGAAAUUGUGGUGAUCAAUGUAAGUUCUUUUUUUUCUUUUGUUAAGAAAGUUGUGUUACAAAAAAAACUUUGGGUUAUAUAUAUAUAUUCGACUCGCAU